AUGUCAGGAGCAUCAGAUUUUUUAAGUAAAGGAAUAGAAUUAGUUCAAAAGGCAAUUGAUGCUGAUACUGCGACUCGUUAUGAAGAAGCAUACAAACUAUAUUACAAUGGUCUAGAUUAUUUGAUGUUAGCAAUCAAAUAUGAAAAGAAUCCCAAAUCAAAAGAACUUGUCAAAUCAAAAUUCACGGAAUAUUUGACAAGAGCAGAACAAUUGAAAGAUCAUUUGGAAAAACAACAAAAUAAAUCAAACUCGGCAGAAAGUUCAGUAAAUGGUUCUACUAAAGCAAAGAAAUCAGGCACAGGUGGAGGUGGUGAAGAUGAAGAUGACGCUGAUACCAAGAAAUUAAGAGGGGCAUUGGCAGGUGCUAUCCUUUCGGAAAACCCAAAUGUUAAAUGGUCAGACAUUGCUGGAUUAGAUGGAGCAAAAGAAGCACUUAAAGAAGCAGUUAUAUUACCAGUCAAAUUCCCUCAAUUAUUUGUUGGAAAUAGAAAACCAACUUCUGGAAUAUUAUUAUAUGGUCCUCCAGGUACUGGUAAAUCUUAUUUAGCAAAGGCAGUGGCAACAGAAGCAAAUUCUACUUUCUUUAGUGUUUCUUCAUCUGAUUUAGUAUCAAAAUGGAUGGGGGAAUCAGAAAGAUUAGUGAAACAAUUAUUCACAAUGGCUAGAGAAAAUAAACCUUCUAUUAUAUUUAUUGAUGAAGUCGAUGCUUUAUGUGGACCUAGAGGUGAAGGGGAAAGUGAAGCACUGAGAAGAAUUAAAACUGAAUUAUUAGUACAAAUGAAUGGAGUUGGUAAUGAUUCUCAAGGAGUUUUAGUUUUAGGAGCAACAAAUAUCCCGUGGCAAUUAGAUGCUGCUAUUCGAAGAAGAUUUGAACGUAGAAUUUAUAUCCCAUUACCCGAUGUUGAAGCUAGGACAAGAAUGUUUGAAAUAAAUAUCGGUGAAGUCCCUUGUGAAUGUACCCCACAUGAUUUACGAACAUUAGCAGAAAUGACAGAUGGAUAUUCUGGUCAUGAUGUUGCCAUUGUGGUUAGAGACGCUUUAAUGCAACCAAUUCGUAAAAUUCAACAAGCAACGCAUUUCAAGCCUGCUUUGGAUGAGGAUGGAAAUGAGCGGUUCACUCCGUGUUCACCAGGAGACGAGGGUGCUAGAGAAAUGAAUUGGAUGGAUAUUGGAACUGAUGAAUUAAAAGAACCACCAUUAACAAUUAAAGAUUUCAUAAAGGCUGUCAAAAAUAAUAGACCUACAGUCAAUGAAGCAGAUAUCGCUCUUCAUAUUAAAUUCACUGAUGAUUUUGGUCAAGAAGGAAAUUAA
Hemisphaericaspora subhashii is the source of this 1311-nucleotide messenger RNA. It is a transcript of the gene VPS4, whose product is annotated as AAA family ATPase. Gene Ontology annotation, biological process: vacuole organization; endosomal transport. The transcript has a single exon. The coding region runs from base 1 to 1311 and encodes 436 amino acids. Gene Ontology annotation, molecular function: ATP hydrolysis activity; ATP binding. The record is from RefSeq and is a predicted model, not a curated record. NCBI's taxonomy places the organism in Eukaryota, Fungi, Ascomycota, Pichiomycetes, Serinales, Debaryomycetaceae.